AUGACUUUCUGCACUGAGUUGCUCCAGAGUCCUUCCAUUGAGACGAUAGUGACAAAAUCAGAGCUCGAGGCGCAGCUCAUGGAAUGGACCCAGGACAAAAAUCCCAUCAUACGUAGGCUCAGUCUGCGAGGCCUUGGCAGUGUUGUGCUCCAGCCAGCAAAGGUGCAAUUGUUACGGGCCCAGCUGCCAGCGAUCAUGGACUCGUUCGGUGACAGGGAUGGAGUGUGUGUCAUGGAGGCCAUGCAUAAAGCUGGAGACAUCAUCUACCUCCUCGAUGGGGAGGGGCUUGGCUCCAUCUCCCAGGACAUUGCAGUCAGCCUUCGCCCCUUCAUUGAUGACGAGAGGGGCAGUGUGCGCUCCGCUGCCAUUUUACUGCUUGGCAAGGUGGUGAGCAGGGUGAAGGACCCGGACAAAGGCAUGGUGCAGCAGGAAAUGAUCAACUGCUUGCUCCCGCUGCUGCUGCAUCUCGAAGACCAGGAGGAGCGUGUGACACUGAGAUGUAAACUGACGCUCUUCCGCUGCGCAGUGUUUCUCAGGUGGGCUCAUUUGAAGAGGCUGUUCCGCAGCAUGGCCUGGGAUGGCUCCUCACAGCUCCUGAAGUGUGUCUGGAAGUGCUUGAUGCAGAACAACGAGAGCCACAUCCCCAAAUUCCUGUUCCAGGCCUUAGAGUACCUGGAAAGCUCACAGACAACAAUAAGACAUUCUGCAGCCCUGUUCAUUGGUAAGCAGAGAAAUUCACUUGAUCUUUUUUGA
Molecule: messenger RNA, 753 nt
Organism: Malaclemys terrapin pileata
Lineage: Eukaryota; Metazoa; Chordata; Testudines; Emydidae
Product: maestro heat-like repeat family member 5
Exons: 6
Coding region: 1-753 (250 amino acids)
Cellular component (GO): cytoplasm
Source: RefSeq, a predicted model, not a curated record